Molecule: messenger RNA, 699 nt
Organism: Schistocerca americana (American grasshopper)
Lineage: Eukaryota; Metazoa; Arthropoda; Insecta; Orthoptera; Acrididae
Product: ras-like protein family member 11B
Exons: 7
Coding region: 10-699 (229 amino acids)
Molecular function (GO): GTPase activity; GTP binding
Source: RefSeq, a predicted model, not a curated record
GACCAGUGAAUGUACCGUGUUCGAAGAUGUGGAGGAGUCUGCGGAAUGAAAACCGAAGACCGGAACAACAACGCCCCCUGUAUUCGAAUCGCCGUCCUCGGAGAUGUCGGUGUGGGAAAGUCCGCUUUGACGGUGCGAUUUUUGACGAGGCGGUUCAUCGGCGAGUAUCGCUCGGAUACUGACCUCCUCUACCGUCAGAGCAUCGUGAUUAACAACAUCCUGUUUGAUGUGGAAGUAGUGGACAUUACGGGAGAAACGAGGGACAGACGCCUGCCUGUGGAGCAGGUGGAAUGGUCGGACGCGUGCGUGCUCGUCUACUCCAUCACGGACCGGCGCUCCUUCAACUACAGCCAGCAGGUGCUCCAGCAGCUGACUCAGGCUGCCAGGCCCACAGCCCUGCUCGCCAACAAGGCCGACCUUGAGCACCUCAGGCAGGUGCAGCAGGAGGAGGGGCGGCGGGCGGCGGCGCGCGCGGGCUGCGCCUUCUACGAGGUGUCGGUGGCGGAGGACAGCGGCGACCUGUACGCCGCCUUCGAGUCGCUGCUGCGCGAGAUCCGCCUGGCGCAGCCCAAGGCGGCGCGCAAGUUCUCCGUCUCCAAGAUGCUGGGCACGCUGAAGGCGGGCCGCGCCGCCAGCGCCGCCAACGUCAACAGCGUGAGCUGCGUGCCCGCCGGCGCCGGCGGCAGCGUCGUCCAAUAA